This is a messenger RNA of Aspergillus saccharolyticus JOP 1030-1, 861 nucleotides long. Its product is annotated as coatomer subunit zeta. Gene Ontology annotation, biological process: retrograde vesicle-mediated transport, Golgi to endoplasmic reticulum; intra-Golgi vesicle-mediated transport; intracellular protein transport. Lineage: Eukaryota; Fungi; Ascomycota; Eurotiomycetes; Eurotiales; Aspergillaceae. The transcript is spliced from 2 exons. Gene Ontology annotation, cellular component: COPI vesicle coat. The record is from RefSeq and is a predicted model, not a curated record. The coding region runs from base 36 to 641 and encodes 201 amino acids.
CUCGAACCAGUCGUUCUCUGGUCCAAUCGCCCACCAUGCCUGGCUCUUUGUCUCUUUUCUCCGUCAAUGCCGUUCUUCUCAUGUCGGCCGACGAUGGCUCGCGCAUCUUCGCCAAGUACUACUCCCCUCCUCACCCUCCAGCCGGCACUGCCCCCAACUCCACCGACUAUCCCGGAGCGAACCCCUAUCCCACCCUGAAGGAGCAGAAGGCUUUUGAGCAGGGUCUCCUCGAGAAGACGAACAAGCAGACCAGCGAUGUGAUUCUCUACGACAACCGGAUUGUGGUGUUCAAGAUGGAAAGCGACGUUAUGCUCUACGUGGUUGGAAGCGCCGGUGAGAACGAAGUCUUGCUCUACAAUGUCGUUCUGUCCUUGCGAGAUGCCCUCGGAAUCUUAUUCAAGGGCGCAACUGACAAGCGCACAAUUGUCGAGAACUACGACCUGGUCGCCCUCGCCAUCGACGAAAUUAUCGACGACGGUAUCAUUCUGGAGACGGAUCCCGUUCUGAUCGCCUCGCGCGUGAGUCGCGCUCCCGCCCCCGAUGCGCCCAACUUGAAGAGCAUCGAUUUGUCGGAACAAGGUCUGCUCAAUGCGUGGGAGCUGGGCAAGCGGCGUCUGGCGGAGGGUCUGCGGCAGAUGUAAGAAAGGGAAGAUAGGUGGUUAUUGGGGUGUUCUUAAAGGCAUGAGGACAUGGUUCUGUCUUCAUUUUUUUUAAAUGUGCUUGUUCAUGUUAUCUGGCUGGUCCUGGCGUUGAAUUGAUCCGCAUAAUACUUUUUUUUCAUGUUUCAUCUUUCAAAAGAGAUGUCAUUGCAGUUAUACCGGCAGUCCUCGAUCUGAGGAUUGGUUUUUCAUAGAUACUCCG